AUGUUCCGUACUGCACUCUUUGUUCUUGGGGUGUGCUAUCAAGCGCAAGCAUGCUCCCGCGUAACAUACGAGGCGAGCAAUGAUCGCAUCGUUGUUGGUCGGUCCAUGGACUUUGUCGCCGAGACGAACACGACAUUCCUUGCUUACCCAGCCGGGUUGAAACGCACUGGCAGCAGUGUCGAAACGAAUGGAUACAACUGGACCUCUAAAUAUGGCUCCGUCACGGCUCUUAUGUACAACAGAGCACAUAUCGAUGGCGUGAAUGAGAAGGGUCUCACAGGAAGCUGCCUUUACUUGGACGACAGUGUUUACGAAAAGCGCAACAACAAAGUUCCCAGUAUGUGGGUUGGACACUGGUUGCAGUACUUUCUCGACCAGUAUGCUACCGUCGAGGAGGUGGCAAAGGCUGUCUGCCCCGGCCGCGGAAAAUCGCCAUUUCAAGUCGUUCCCACGGCCCUCGUACCUGGUGUCAAGUCCGCCGGUCAUUUGUCAUACAGCGAUCCAUCUGGAGACAACCUUAUCAUGGAGUAUGCCAAGGGCGCAUUGACAUGCUACCACUCGACGAACUAUACCGUCAUGACGAAUGAACCUACAUUCGAUCAACAGCUCGCAAUCAACAGCUAUUGGGCUCCAAUUGCCGAUUCGGCUCUUCCAGGAACUUCAAGACCUGCUGAUCGCUUUGCCCGACUCUCCUACUACCUCUCAGAAAUCCCCAAGACAAAGUCACUACCAACGGCCAUUUCGUACGCCGCAGGAAUGAUUAGGGCUGUUAGCGUUCCCAUCCCUCAAGUUAUCAACGCCAAGCCCGGAGCGGGAGCUGCAGAUAUUUGGCCAACUUUCUGGCGUAUUUUCACCGAUCUCAAGGAUUCGACGGUUUUCUACGAGUCCGCUUCUGGUCCUGCGCUGUUCUGGUUUAGCUUGAAGGACUUUGAUCUCUCAACAAAGGGUACCACAAUGAUUCUGGAUGUUCAGGCUGCGCCGUGGGAGGACCGCGUGGGGGAUGUUUCUAAGCUUUUCAAGAAGGCUACAAAGAAGCAAUGCGCAAUGGCAGAUACACAAUGCUAG
Molecule: messenger RNA, 1065 nt
Organism: Fusarium sp. VM40
Lineage: Eukaryota; Fungi; Ascomycota; Sordariomycetes; Hypocreales; Nectriaceae
Source: the annotation of a GenBank genome assembly